AUGACUCAGAUGCCGAGAAACAGGAAAUUACAAGAGAUGUUAGAAGAGAGGGACCGAAUGCUACAGGAAGCGGAACGAGGCAAGAAUAAACUCGAAGAGGAAUACGAAGAGGAUGUGUGGAAAUUGAACGACAGGAUAAACGAGUUGGAAAUGGAAAAAGAGGACACGAACGAGGAACUUGUAAGUGCUCUCCGCCAUGGCAAAGAGAUGGAAGCUUUGCUGGAAGACGCGAGAGCACGAGAACUUGAGAUGAAGAGUUCUUUGCUAUCCCUGGAAGAAAGGCUCCAGCAGAAAGAUUGCCAGAUCGAAGAUUUGUUGAGCAACGAACGAAAACUGGAAUCCGAAAAACAACAGCUGGCCAAAAAAAACCAAAAAAUUGAACGAGAUGAAAAGCAGAUGGAGUCACUGUUGGCGGAACUAAAAGAGACUGAGUACGAGGAAAAGGUGAUUGAGAGCUUGCUGGAACGUGCGAAUGGGUUACAAAACGAGCUGGAGAACUGCUUUAGGCUCUUAGACGAAAGUAAGGACUGUAAACUGUAUCUUGAAGGCGAGAUCCAGAAGAAGAAUAAGGUGAUAGAAAGCCUACAAAACAAACUUGAGGAUGCUCUCCAACGUGAAAAGGAAAUAGAGAGCUUGUUAGUAGAAGCGAAACGCAACGAAAGAAAAAUAAACGUUUUCAAGGAACAGUUGGAGAAUAGGAAUAGUCAAGUAAAAGAAUUGUUACUUGAAGUUGAAAGGUUUAAAGGUGAAAAUCAAGCAAUGAAACAGAAAUUGGCAAAUGCUCUAAGAGAAGCGGGGCUAGAGCAACAACUACUAAGGAAGCGGGCAGAAGAACACGUGGAAAUAAGCUUAUACUGGCAGCAGAAGUUUGAGGAAGCUAACAAGGAGGUUGAGACGUUGAAGCAUCGUGAAGAGGACCUUGGAAAAAAACUGAAGGACUCUGAGGCAGAAGUGAAAAAGGCAAACAACAAGAUAAGGGAGAUUUUGAACAAUGAAGAUAAAUAUAUGCUGAUGGCACUUUUGCAUGGAAUUGCCCAGAGGAAUUUCCAUCUUGAACACAUUGCAUUCGAGUAUGGAAAUGAAAAUCAGCAAAAGAAUUCUGAAGAAGAGAAGCAGGGGAAAGAGAAAGACGAAGACCUGCUUGAUCAAAUGCAGAGAAGAAAGGUGGAACAAUAUAACAGAGCCCAACAAGAGAGGAACAAUUACGUGAUGCAAUGGGGCGAUUUAACCCAGAUGUUGGAAGCUCUAAUGUGUGGAGAUGAAAGUCUGCCAGAACUGACGAAUGUAGUUUCUGGUCAGAAUUCUGAUAUUGAGACCCACAGAUGUGGAGUUGUGUUUCUGAACACAGAUGAUGAAACUCCUGAUCAAGGCCAUGAUGACAGACACAUAAGGAAUGAGAUUCAGAGAUUUGCAGAGACAAUGAUGUGA
Molecule: messenger RNA, 1428 nt
Organism: Macrobrachium nipponense
Lineage: Eukaryota; Metazoa; Arthropoda; Malacostraca; Decapoda; Palaemonidae
Product: golgin subfamily A member 6-like protein 25
Exons: 2
Coding region: 1-1428 (475 amino acids)
Source: RefSeq, a predicted model, not a curated record